CCAGCCCAGUAAAGUGCGCAACAGUUUCAUAACUUCUGGAGAAGAGCUAUGGACAUCCCCAGCACGUUACUAUUGUUGGGUUUAGUGAUAGCUCUGUUAUUGUUGCUCAGAUGGAGAAACAAGCCAAAGAAUCUUCCUCCUGGACCUACAGCUUUGCCUCUAGUUGGAAAUAUUCUCUCCAUGGACAACCGUUCACCCUUUAAAACCUUUCUAAAGUGGAGUAAGACGUACGGUCCUGUGAUGACGGCGUAUUUAGGAUCCCAGAGAGUCCUUGUCCUGGUGGGUUACGAAACAGUGAAGGAGGCCCUUGUUGACAAUGCGGAUGAUUUUGUGGGCAGAGCCCCGGUUCCUUUCGUCCAGAAGAUAUUGAAAGGUUACGGGCUUAUCAUCAGUAACGGAGAGCGCUGGCGUCAGCUCAGGAGGUUUGCGCUCACUACACUGAGAGACUUUGGGAUGGGACGCAAGAGGAUGGAGGGAUGGAUACAUGAAGAGAGCAGACACUUGCUGGACACCUUCAAAGACACAAAAGCUGCUCCAUUUGACCCUACGUUCUACCUGAGCAGAGCCGUGUCCAACAUCAUCUGCGCCCUGGUGUUCGGACAACGCUUCAGUUACAAAGACACCCAUUUCCUGCGUUUACUCCAGAUCAUCUCUGGUAUGCUGCAGUUUGGAAGCAGCUCACUGGGACAGUUGUAUAAUGUCUUUCCGCGGCUGGUCGAUCUGUUCCCUGGUAAGCAUCACACCGUUGUGAAGGAAGUGGACGAAGUCAAGGCUUUUUCUAGAGGCAAAGUACAAGAGCACAAGGAAAGUUUGGAUCCCGACAACCCACGAGACUUCAUCGACUGCUUCCUCAUCCGACUCAACCAGGAAAAGGACAAUCCUAAUACAGAGUUUCAUUAUGACAAUUUGAUAGCCAGUGUGUUAAACCUAUUCCUGGCUGGAACUGAGACCACCAGCACUACUAUCAGAUAUGCGCUGAUGUUACUGAUCAAGCAUCCUGAAAUACAGACUCGCAUGCAGAAAGAGAUCGACGCUGUGAUCGGACGCGACCGGAGCCCUUCGAUGGACGACAGGAAGUCCCUGCCGUUUACCGACGCGGUGAUCCACGAAGUGCAGCGUUAUGUGGAUCUCGUGCCGCUCAACGUUCCUCAUUACACCACACAUCCCAUUACAUUCAGAGGCUACAGCAUUCCAAAGGAUACAAUAAUCUUCCCCUUGCUUCACUCGGUCCUGAGGGACGAGGAACAUUGGGAGGAACCCUGGACAUUUAACCCCAAACACUUUUUGGACACAAAUGGCAACUUUAAGAAGAACCCUGCUUUCCUGCCUUUUUCUGCAGGUAAGAGGUCCUGUGUUGGUGAGUCUCUGGCUCGCAUGGAGCUGUUUAUUUUUCUGGUGUCUCUGCUGCAACAUUUCACCUUUACCACACCUGGAGGACCCGAGAGCAUCGACACCACUCCUGAAGUCAGUGGCUUUGCCAACCUGCCCCGCAAAUACCAGCUCAUCGCUACCCCCCACUGAACUAGGGCGGUACUGCAGGCUGAUUAUCAGCACCACUAGUGUGAAGAUCUAACAUAGAUAUUCAUGAAUGUGAAGAUAAUAUGUGUUAAUGUACCAUUCAGGCAUGUAGAGGAACGGAUGUUAUGUUUCAGCGGAAAAUUUGGGUAACUUUACGUGAAUUAUUAUUUUAAUUUGCACAUUAUCUUUAGAUGCUAUUAAUAGAUAUAAGCUAGAAGAACAAUAGACUAAAAAAACAGAUGUGAAUCAUAUAUAUAUAUAUAUUUCUUUAUUAUCAGCCACUUUAUCGCAUUCAUAAACUAUUAAUAGUCAUUUCGAUGCUUUAACGUAAUUCCGACGGAAAGCGACGAGCUGUACGUAACUUUACGGUUUUGUUAACGUCGACAGAAACACAGAAAUCAUCUCGUCGUGUUAAUAAAUACCUAUGACAAUACAGAGCUUUAGGGACGUUGACGUGUUACAGAAAAAGUGUGAAAACUGUGUGUCUGUGUGUCAUCAUGUCUCAGAUUAUCAUCAUCAUCAUCAUCAUCUCAAAUUUUUUUUUUUUUGCUUAUUUUCCUACUUUAAUUUCAGGAUGUGUGUUAAAGUGUAAAUUAUGACGUCUGACAGAAUGUGAUACAUGAGAAUUUCCUCACAGAUAAAUAGCUAAAUAGAGCGAAUCUUUUAAUGCACGUUAAACAUGUAGAUGUGAUGCGUAAUUAACUGCGAGGAGUUUAAGAGACAUUUCCGAUUCUUCCCUGCAAACGGCUCAAACGUCUCGUUUGUAAAAAGGCUGAGACACGAGCGACGGUAAAAAUCUGUUCGGUUAGAUCCUUAAACUGCACCUUAAUGAUGGAUUUGGCACAAAGAUGAGAAAUCUAGGGUUAUUAAAGACACUCGAGCUACAUCCAGAUUAGGUAGCGAUCGUUUACUGUACGUAUUAUCGGAGCUGAGACUAAUCACGUCUGUUUAACGUUUGUCUGUUAAAACUAUGUGAUAUAAGUUACAGGUGCAGCUCAUUUUAAAGCAGAUCCAGUUCAAACAUUAAGGCAGUGAAAGCCCUAGAAUUGUUCCUCAUAUCUACAGUCGUUGUUAUUUCUCGUUCAGGGUUAGAUGUUGGGGAGAUGGUGGUCGUACUUGGGCUUGUGUUUGUUCUUCGGCUCGGGUGCUGGGGAGAUGGUGCUGCUGGUAAGCUGAGGCAAAUACUGGGCCUGAAAACCAACGCAAAGGGUUUCUUAAUUUCAGUAAUUCAUAGAAUUGAUAAAUGAAUAACAACAACAAUGAGAACACGGAGGUCGUGUGCCGAGGGCUCAUGUCUCUACACAGAAACAUUUCAGCUAUGGAUCUCAAAGAUCAGACAAGAUCAGACAUUGUUCUGACAUGAAUGAGGAAACUGAACGGGUCUGAAAAGUGCACUGUUAUUGUUAUUAAUAUUAUUUUUAUUGUAUUAUAUACAAAUUUAGACGAGAAAAUACAAAUUCAAACCGAGUAUACAUUUAUUUCAACAAAAGCAACAAUUUUGUGCUAUUAAAAAUUUAAUGUCAUAAAUCUCGCCUCCGCACUGAGAGCCGAGCUGCCUGUUCCUGAGUGAUGCAUCUGUUUAAACUUGUGUGUGUGUGCGUGUGUGUGCGUGUGUGUGUGUGUGUGUGUGUGUGUGCGUGUGUGUAUUUGUGUGUGUGUGUGUGUUUCCUUUUGCUCUUUUUUGAUUUGUUUAUGUGAUAAAUAAAAGCCUCGGUCCCUGUGUCUCA
Messenger RNA from Tachysurus fulvidraco (yellow catfish), 3245 nucleotides. Its product is annotated as cytochrome P450 2C20. Gene Ontology annotation, molecular function: heme binding; iron ion binding; oxidoreductase activity, acting on paired donors, with incorporation or reduction of molecular oxygen, reduced flavin or flavoprotein as one donor, and incorporation of one atom of oxygen. NCBI's taxonomy places the organism in Eukaryota, Metazoa, Chordata, Actinopteri, Siluriformes, Bagridae. Gene Ontology annotation, biological process: xenobiotic metabolic process. The transcript is spliced from 9 exons. Gene Ontology annotation, cellular component: cytoplasm; intracellular membrane-bounded organelle. The record is from RefSeq and is a predicted model, not a curated record. The coding region runs from base 49 to 1521 and encodes 490 amino acids.